Messenger RNA from Trichomonas vaginalis G3, 1311 nucleotides. Its product is annotated as STKc Nek domain-containing protein. NCBI's taxonomy places the organism in Eukaryota, Parabasalia, Trichomonadida, Trichomonadidae. Gene Ontology annotation, molecular function: ATP binding; protein kinase activity. The transcript has a single exon. Gene Ontology annotation, biological process: protein phosphorylation. The coding region runs from base 1 to 1311 and encodes 436 amino acids. The record is from RefSeq and is a predicted model, not a curated record.
AUGGAGAGAUAUACUUUGCAGCAUGAGCUUGGAGAAGGUGCAUAUGGAAAGGUAUACCUAGCUAUAGACAAGGAAACAAACGAAAAAGUUGCUUUGAAGAAAGUUAAACUCUCUAAAAUGACCGAUGAAGAAAAAGAAAAAGCUCUUGCUGAAGUAGAUCUUCUUUCUAAACUGAAACAUCCAAAUAUUGUUGCAUACAAGGGAUCCUGGACAACUGGAAAUCAUUUAUACAUCGCUAUGGAAUACGUAGACGGAGGAGAUUUAAAUGAUAAACUUUUAAGGCAGAACGGACAGCUCUUACCAGUCCAAACUGUUCUUGAUAUCUUUGUACAAAUUACUAUGGCAUUGCAAUACAUUCACGGUCAACUCGUCCUUCAUCGCGAUCUUAAGCCGCAAAAUAUUUUCCUUACAAAGAACGAUGUCGUCAAACUUGGUGAUUUCGGUGUAGCUAAGUCCCUCGCUAACUCAUUUGAGCUUGCUCACACUAUGAUUGGUACUCCUUACUAUUUAGCUCCAGAACUCUGGCGCGGAGACCCUUACAACGAAAAAGCAGAUAUAUAUUCACUCGGUGUUCUCUUGUAUGAAAUGUGUACCCUUAGAAAACCUUUCGAAGGCAAUAAUACAGCACAAUUGUUUAAUAACCUCAUGAAAGGCCAUUACAAGCCUAUUCCUUCAUCAUACCCUCAAGAAAUCCGUCGUUUAGUUGAUGGUAUGCUCUCUAAAAACCCAAUGGAGCGUCCAUCAACAGCUCAAAUCCUCAAACUUCCUUUCGUCAAAUCCGCUAUGGGCGAUUUAGCUACACAACGCGAAACAAUCAUUACUACAAAGCAGAAACGCUUCCUUCCAGCUAAUUUCUGCCAAUUAACCAAGAAACCUGAACCAAAGAAGCCAGAAUACGAAGAUGACUUCAUAGAUGAGUCAGAACUCUCACCUACUAAGCCAUGCCACGCUAAUUUCGAUAAUGAGUUCGAAGAUGAUUUUAUUGAUGAAGAUGACCACAACGAAAUUGCAGAAGCGGCCAACGCUAUCAGACAAGCACUGGAAUCACCUGAGGAGUGCGAUACAUGGAAAUUCUUGGACGGAUCAAGAGAAAAAUUCGAUGAAAAUCCAGCAAACCAAUCAUUGACUUACUGCAUCGAGGAACUUCGCCAGAAAAUUGAGAACGACUUAGGAUUCGAACUCUUCCGCAAGGUUUACGACGAAAUUAGUCAGGAAAAGGAGGGAGACGCCGUUGCAGAGGCUGAAGAGACGGAUCACAUGGCUGUAAUGUUGGUUAGAAGACUUAUUGAACUCGAACAAGUUGUUAACUGA